AAAAAAGAAGGGACCCCUGCAGCAGACGGAUCCACCUUCGAUUCCUGUUGUUGAACUUUUCCCUUCUGGAGAAUUCCCUGAAGGUGAAAUCCAACAGUAUAAGGAUGAUAAUCUGUGGAGAGUAACAUCUGAAGAGAAAAGAGAAAUGGAUCGUCUUCAAAAGCCUAUAUAUAACUCUGUUCGCCAGGCAGCAGAAGUCCAUCGUCAGGUACGGAAAUAUAUCAGAAGCAUUUUGAAGCCGGGAAUGUUGAUGACUGAUCUUUGUGAAACCCUUGAGAACACAGUUCGUAAAUUGAUAUCGGAGAAUGGUUUGCAAGCUGGUAUUGCAUUCCCUACUGGAUGUUCCCUGAAUUGGGUUGCUGCUCAUUGGACACCAAACUCCGGAGAUAAGACCGUUCUUCAAUACGAUGAUGUUAUGAAAUUGGAUUUUGGAACACAUAUUGAUGGACACAUUGUUGACUGUGCAUUUACAGUUGCAUUCAAUCCUAUGUUUGAUCCCCUUUUAGCAGCCUCACGUGAAGCAACAUAUACCGGUAUCAAGGAAGCAGGGAUCGAUGUCCGUCUUUGUGAUGUUGGUGCUGCAAUUCAGGAGGUCAUGGAGUCAUAUGAGGUUGAAAUCAAUGGAAAGGUCUACCAAGUUAAAAGUAUCCGAAACUUGAACGGGCACAGCAUUGGACGCUAUCAGAUACAUGCUGGAAAAUCUGUUCCUAUUGUUAAAGGAGGCGAGCAGACAAAGAUGGAAGAGGGUGAAUUUUAUGCCAUUGAAACUUUUGGUUCAACGGGGAAAGGAUAUGUGAGAGAAGACCUGGAAUGCAGCCAUUACAUGAAGAAUUUCGAUGUUGGGCACAUCGGUUUGAGACUGCCGAGAGCAAAGCAGCUCCUCGCCACCAUCAACAAGAAUUUCUCCACUCUUGCCUUCUGCAGACGUUACCUCGACCGCCUGGGUGAAACCAAAUACUUGAUGGCUUUGAAGAAUCUCUGCGACUCUGGCAUAGUUGAGCCUUACCCUCCUCUGUGUGACGUGAAGGGAAGCUAUGUCUCGCAGUUUGAGCACACGAUUUUGCUUCGGCCGACAUGCAAAGAGGUUGUUUCCAAGGGCGACGACUACUAAGCGUUUACUUUUGUACACUAGUUUUCUGUUGUGUUCCGACAACAAAGUUGAAGCCUUUUAUAAGCUUCGACGAUAUAAAGGCCGCUCCUUUGUGCUGUUAUUUUGUUACUGAACAUGAUCAAAUCAUACACACAUGGAUUCUGAUGGUUCAAUACAGAUGAUUCGUA
Tarenaya hassleriana is the source of this 1278-nucleotide messenger RNA. Its product is annotated as methionine aminopeptidase 2B. The record is from RefSeq and is a predicted model, not a curated record. Lineage: Eukaryota; Viridiplantae; Streptophyta; Magnoliopsida; Brassicales; Cleomaceae. The transcript has 9 exons. Gene Ontology annotation, molecular function: metalloaminopeptidase activity. Gene Ontology annotation, biological process: proteolysis. The coding region runs from base 146 to 1111 and encodes 321 amino acids.